This is a messenger RNA of Lepisosteus oculatus (spotted gar), 2828 nucleotides long. RefSeq names its product PRKC, apoptosis, WT1, regulator (gene pawr). The record is from RefSeq and is a predicted model, not a curated record. Gene Ontology annotation, cellular component: cytoplasm. Gene Ontology annotation, biological process: apoptotic process; positive regulation of apoptotic process. Lineage: Eukaryota; Metazoa; Chordata; Actinopteri; Semionotiformes; Lepisosteidae.
AGUCUUCCCAGGCGAUCGGCUCUUCGUAUCUAGUCGUGUGUGUUCGGGGAGAAGCAAUGCGGGGGGGCGGGCUGAGCGCUGCUCCCUGCCCGUGCGACCGAACUUGCCAGUGAAGAGCGUUUCUCUCCACCGGGCUGUUCACCUGAGGCGCUGCUACUGCUGCGUGAAAAACCAGCCGCCUUCGAGUAUCUGCUGCUGAUUUGCACUCGGGGGAAUGUGGGGGCAUUAAGUGCAAAGCGCUAUCAAGAAGGAGGAAAAGUUUUCUCCCAACGCAGCACCGCUGAUUAAGCCAACAACAACAAAAACAAUACGGCACCAUAAAAUAAACACCGAUUAAGCCCCUAAAAUAAGUAACAUGGCGACGGGUGGAUUUAGAUCAAGUACAACGACAGACUUUCUCGAAGAAUGGAAAGCCAAGCGAGAGAAAAUGAGGGCUAAAAUGCUUGGGGAUAUUGCUGCUUCUACCGGUGGGAACACGGCGGCACCUUCUGCGGUCGGGACGAGCAACAGCGAGUCGAGAAGUCCAACUUCUCCGGGCGGCGAGUUGAACAACAAUGGGAAUCCGGAUCGCGUAGUUGUUUCUUCUUCUUCUUUCAACUGCGUCUCCUCUUCUCUCCCGAUGGCUCGAUCCUCGUCUUCCUCAGCCCUGAGGAGGAUGGAGGAUGACCCGCACCAGGCGGCCGCGGGCAGGGGAGGCGAUCCUGCCGGAGGUAACCUGAAGAAGUCUCCGCCGCCGGAGAAGGUCCCCAGCACCCCGCAGCCCGAGUGCGCCGGGAUGAUCGUGUGCAACGACAGCGACAAAGAUCGGUCCCCGUCCCCGGCAUCGAUCUCAAGCAAAGGCAAAGAGAAAAGCAAGAGCUCGGGCCCCAGCGCCAGAAAGGGAAAGGGGCAGAUAGAGAAAAGGAAGCUCCGAGAGAAGCGCAGAUCCACAGGUGUUGUCAGCAUACCUUCCAACGAGAGUCUCGAUGAACUAGAUGACGACGAUGCGGCGCAGAAGGAACGGAAUAGGGAGGAUGCCAUUACACAGCAGAACACGGUACAGAACGAAGCCCUUGCGUCUGACCCCAGCGCCUCUCCUUUAUUACAGGACACAUCAAGACCUGUAACCAGUCGAUACAAAAGUUCUGCAGGCCCUGCUUCUGAAGAGGAGGUCCCCGGGAACAGAUAUUCUGCCCGAACGGAUCGUUCAGGAUACAGCCGCCACAACAGAGAGGCUAAUCCUGCAGGGUCUGGAGCCCUGGAAAGGAGACUAGAAGAGCUGGAAAGGGAACUUGCCAAGGAGAGGCAGGAAAAUGUACGACUAUUGAAAAUCCAACAAGACAAGGAUGAAAUGAUUGGAAAGCUGAGGGAAGAAAUUGACCUGCUAAAUAGGGAUCUUGAUGACAUAGAGGAUGAAAAUGAACAGCUGAAGCAAGAAAAUAAGACCCUCCUGAAGGUUGUAGGUCAGCUGACCAGGUAGAAGUGUUACAUGGGAAGGUGGAAAAAAGUAAAAGCUAAAUGAAUUGUUAGCAUGGUUACCGAGGAACGCCUGGUGCACCCUGCAAAUUAAUUGAUUAUUCUGUCUUUGUGUUUUUCUUUGUUUUUUAUUGGAAUAAUAAUUUCAAGAUAACCAGAUGCUCCUGUUAUGCACAGCUCUUUAACAAUGUCUCAGAAUAUCUCAGCAUAAAGAACAGAUACUGUUUUUUGUAAGUACUAAACAAUCAACAUAAAUGGGAUGUCUGUGAAUGCUUUUGGGUGAAACUAUAUUUAAUGUAAAUUUGUUGUACAUAAGCCCUUUGAGAUUGUUCUGAUGAUCCUAAAACAAUGAAUGUAAGUGGUAGACCACCAAACACUAAAGAAAUGUUUGUUUCCAAGGAUUGACACCUCUGAUGAUGGUAAUGUUUUAAAAGGGGGGUCACACAUUUUUAUUGAUAAGUAUGAGCUGCGGUUACAUUGUUUCUGGUGUUUACAUUGUAUCUUUGGGGUAUUUAAAGUAAAGAAAUUGUAGAACACUUAGUUGUGUUUUCACCAAACUAUGACAUUAGACAGUAACUUUAAUUAGCCAAAGUAUUAAAAGUAUUUCAUUAGCAUAACACCUUGUGGAAAAUGAGUAGUUUAUGAUGCAGAAUCUCUUUGAAUUCUAAAAAAAGGAAAGCCUGGUGCUUUUUUCUGCUCAUACUACAGAGGGUGAUGCAUUUUGUACAUAUAAUCUGUACUUGCCAUUUUUUAAACCAGGAUUGAAGAUCCUAUCGAAGGUCAAAUGUAAAUGGCACAAGUAAACCAGUGAAUAUGUGAAUACAAUGAAUGUCAAGUCAUUUGUGUCUAGACAUUGGUGUUCACGAAUUUGUAGUUUCCCAGAAAUUACAUAGUUAAUUGUGAUGAUAAAUUAGGUUUAAAAAAAUGAAAAAAAGCAAAAUACCACCUGUUCAUUAAAAUGUCUUCCAUUUCUAAUUCAUAUGAAAUUAAAACUAAUAUGUAAUAUUCAUUACCUAGAGAUAGCUUUUUCUUCUUUAAUGAAAACAAAGCAGAUGCUGAAGCUGUGUUUGGAAUGCCAAGAAAGCAAGCCAUUGUGGCAAGACAGUUGUUUUAUCAAAAUGCAUCAUUCUGGCUUCUUUAAAUUCUAGAAUUCACUUGGGCUUAGUAAUGUAUCUUUGAUAUGACUUAAAUCUUAAAUCUUUGAUAUGUGCUGCAAUUUGUAAUGCCUUUUUCCCCUACUUCCAUUACAUUAAAAUAUAUACUUUUAAUUUAGCUGUAUCAUGAUGUAUCAUAAUGAUUUUGGUAGAUUUCACCAGUAGAUUAUGCAUGUACAGAAGAGAAGUCAUUAAAUAAAGGCUUGAUUAUAUAUUUAA